Molecule: messenger RNA, 714 nt
Organism: Caenorhabditis bovis
Lineage: Eukaryota; Metazoa; Nematoda; Chromadorea; Rhabditida; Rhabditidae
Source: the annotation of a GenBank genome assembly
AUGUUAAAAGAAGUAAUCGAAUAUUCAAAAACUCAAGUUGAGAAACGAAAAGAAGCGUUAGAAAAAAACAAUUUCAACCGAAUCGAUUUUGCCGAUCUUUAUGGUGCUUUGGCUUCUGAAGUGUACUGUGCAAGAAAAGUGCGAGUCGGAACAAUCGGUGACGGCGGAAAAUGGAUUUGCGACCCGUGGAGCAUCCCGAAAAACUGCGUUAUAUUUUCGCUUGGACUAAACAACCAAGUUCAAUUUGAUGAAGAUAUUCAAGAAAUUAUCCAAAAUCGUUGCAAGAUAUACGGCUUUGAUAAUGAAGAACAAAAUGAUUUAACAAAACUGAAAUUUUCGAAGAUAAAUGGUGCUACGAAAGUUGCAUUGAUCAGUGAAACGACAAACAGGGCACUUAAUAAAUUUACAAUAAGUGAUCUUGCAAAAGAUGCAAAUGUUAAAUCGAUAGAAAUUUUAAAAAUUGAUAUCGAGUCAGCAGAACAUUCAGUGUUAAUACCAUUCCUUGAGAAAUAUACCAUUUGUCAGAUUCUAAUAGAAAUCCAUGGGAUGGCGCAUAGACAUAAAACGCUAUUACUCAAAAUUGGAAAAUUAAAAUAUCGCCUAUUUUCCUACGAAGUCAACGGAUUUGAUAUCAAAGCAUGUGAGUACAGCUUCAUCCAUGAAAGUUGCAUCGAAAAGUACAACGCAAUCCGGAUAUCCUACUUUUUGGAAUAA